AUGGGUUUUGAAAAAGGCCUCGUUGCUUCUUCUUCCGUCGCUGCUGUUUUAACUAUGAUAGCUUGUGUAAUUUUUUUCCCAGCAUUGCUCAGGGAGAUCCAUGAAGUGCACGAUAUGGUUCUUGACGGUGUAGCCGUGUUUCGUACGGAGACUGACUCAGCUUGGAUAGAGCUCAUGGAUGUGCAGCUAAUGAUUUCGCCAGAGUCUAAACGCUACGAAAACCCAUUCUCGGUAUUUCGACGAAAACGGCAACAACCUCUUCCUCCAUGGUGUGUUUGUGAACUAAAGCCUGUCACUUGCCCGCCAGGACCGCCUGGACCACGAGGACCACCAGGAGCACCAGGAAUACCCGGAAUGCCCGGUCCAAAGGGAAGAGACGAUACGACAGUGUACGCACCAAUUCAAUGCCCUCCUCCAGAUCCCUCUUGUAUCAAAUGCCCUCCAGGACCACCAGGACCCCCAGGGCCACCUGGAGCCUGCGGGUUAAAGGGACCGAUGGGCCGACCUGGCGAGCCCGGGCAAAAGGGCAACAAUGGUCCUCGUGGCCCUCCAGGUCCUAUUGGCGAUGCUGGACCUUGUGGCCCGCGUGGGCCCAAAGGAUUGCCCGGCCUAAAAGGCAAAGACGGAAUGAGAGGCAAAGGAUUACCUGGACCAGCUGGACAAAGAGGACCAAUGGGAAUGCCGGGAAAAGCUGGUACUGACGGUAAGCCAGGUAUGCCUGGAGAACGAGGUCCCUCUGGCCCAGCCGGUCAGGAUGGUUCACCUGGACUGAAAGGAGCUGACGGCCUUCCGGGUGCACCAGGAAGGAUGGGUCCUCCAGGCAGUAAUGCUAUGAAAGCUAUGGCUAGAAGAGCUGCGCAAAUAUGGUAUGCUAAUACAUGCGUUGACAUGAUUGAGGAUGCUACCGAUAAGUGCAAAUCGUCCUUUUCUGCAAAAUGCAAAGCGGGUGGAAUACCAAAUCCACGAGAUUGUACAAAAUGUAUUUGUCCAGGCGGAUACGGAGGUCGACUUUGUGACCAGAGGCCACCCGGAUGUGGUGACACUUUGACAGCUACGACAAAUUCGGAAGCUCUAGAGGUCACUCUUGGAAGCAAAGGCAAUACACCUUUGCCUGAUCACGAGAAGUGUCAUUUUUGGAUCAAGGCUGCAAGAGGAAGAAAAAUCAGCAUUAAAAUCGAAGACAUCUACUCGCAGUGGGUUGGUGAGGGUUGCACGGCGGGAGGUGUGGAAAUCAAAGCACAGAAAGAUCAGUGUUUAACGGGCUACAGGUUCUGCAAAUUUGCAUACGUGGGAAAAACCUUCGUGUCAGAUAGUGACGUAGCUCCCGUUAUAAUCUAUCGUGAUCGUGGAAUGGUGCAAGCUAAGCUAAUCUAUCGAAUGAGUAUGUUUUGGGUAGUUCAUACCGUUUCACAAUAA
This is a messenger RNA of Cylicocyclus nassatus, 1416 nucleotides long. NCBI's taxonomy places the organism in Eukaryota, Metazoa, Nematoda, Chromadorea, Rhabditida, Strongylidae. The record is from the annotation of a GenBank genome assembly.